This is a messenger RNA of Gossypium raimondii (Peruvian cotton), 1533 nucleotides long. RefSeq lists its product as uncharacterized. The record is from RefSeq and is a predicted model, not a curated record. Gene Ontology annotation, biological process: translation. Gene Ontology annotation, molecular function: structural constituent of ribosome; RNA binding. The transcript is spliced from 5 exons. Gene Ontology annotation, cellular component: ribosome; mitochondrion. NCBI's taxonomy places the organism in Eukaryota, Viridiplantae, Streptophyta, Magnoliopsida, Malvales, Malvaceae. Bases 827 to 1210 code for a protein of 127 amino acids.
CCUACAAGUACCUUGCCACACCAACACCUUUUAUUAGAAGCAAAGCAAAAUAUAUAGCAUUUGAAAAAGAAGGGAUUAAAGCAGGGAGAAUGGCCAACAAAUUGGUGGCAGUAUAUAUACUGGUGAGCAUUGUUGUUGUGGCAGCAACAAUGUGGGUGAGUCCGGUGGCAGCGGAGGGCGACGAUAACGAGAGUUUCAAGUCAUGUUACAAGGAGUGUGAGGACGAAUGCAAGGAGGAGGGGACUAACAGCGAGAUGUGUGAGGUGAAGUGCAAUGCCAAGUGCGGGGUAGAGGAAGUUACAGACAAGUUAAAAACAACUUUUAGUUGAUCACAUAACACUCCUUCAUUAUGUUCAUUUAUGUUGAAUAAAAUUUCACUUGGAUUACCCACAUCACUACAUGCUAUAUUAAAUAAAUUUUCAUCUUUUCUCACACAAACUUGUGUUUCCUUCCCAUUUAGAUCAAUUUUAAACUUUUAUGUAUGUACGUUCUUUUUUUUUUUAAUAAUAAUUUUUUUUAAAUGCACAAGUGAAUAGUGAAUUGACUUCGUAAUGGGGGCAGAUUGAAAACCCGAUAAUCCAAUAGGCUAGAAGCGAGAACCCUAAAACCUGGCACUGAACGAGCACCAUCCAGAUCAUCCAAGUCAUCGGCAAAAGUUCGGUGCUUUACCUCUCUUCGGUUCUUUCCACCGUUCCUGCCUUUUCAUAUUCAUUUCCAUCUUCUUUUUCUUGGGAUUUACUGAAGCUUUUGAUUAAAGAUUGAAAUGGGUUGGGAAGCAGCUUAGAAGCUCAUCAGGCAUUGGAAAGUUCUCAGGGGUGACAAUGUGAUGAUAAUCAAACGCGUUAUUCGCUCUCAGAAUCGUGUUAUUGUCGAAGGGAAAAAUCUGGUAAAAAAGCACAUUAAGCAAGGACCAGGUCAUGAAGGUGGUAUAUUCACUGUUGAAGCUCCCUUUCAUGCUUCAAAUGUUCAAGUUCUUGAUCCUGUUACUGGGAAGCCUUGUAAGGUAGGAGUUAAAUAUCUUGAAGACGGAACUAAGGUGAGAGUGUCUAGAGGUAUAGGAGCAUCUGGUUCCAUAAUUCCCCGCCCUGAGAUCUUGAAGAUGAGGACUACACCCAGACCAACUGUUGCUGGUCCCAAGGAUACUCCAAUGAAUCUUGUGCUGGAGAAGACAUACGAUCCUAAGUCUGGGAAGGGCAUGCCUGAGCUUUGAACAUAUUGAACGACGUGGCCAAUGGAUUAGGGUCUUCAACUAACAUGUAACCGGGUUGGCAGAUAUUGCAAUUGAAGGUUUUGGAUUGCAUCCGAGGAGUUUAGGCAUUUAUGUUCAUUUUUUGCAUUGAUGGCCAUUCACCAGUUUCUUCCUUGUGCUUAAAUAAAGCAUCCGUCAACGGAUGAAGAUUUUGUAGUAUAUGAAGCAGAGAUGUCUGCAAUCAAUCUACCCUGCUUUUAUGUCGCGCAAAAAUGUCUUCUUUGUUAUUUAUGAUUAUUAUGAUAUUUAAUAUUUCAUUUUAAUCAUUGUAAAAUCAUAAAUCA